CUCUCCAGCGCUUCCGGGUGCGCUGGCGUUCUGCUGCUAGCUCGGCCUGGCGGUGUCGRGUCAGUGCCUCCCACCUGACUCCCCGGCAGGUAAGGGAUUUCCGGCCUGUGCAUCUCCUUCUCGGAAGGUUGUGGGAGUCGAGCCUCAUUCUCUUUGCUCGGGGUUGUCGCGGGACCGCYGCAGAACGCAAAUCGCCUUACCAUCAAAGUCAGAAAAGUUAGGAAGUAGGCUGUCGUGGACAGAGCUUGGUGGGUCCCUGGGGAUCCAGAAGUUCGUCAAACCAGAGCAUGAACCUGUGGCGUGGAGGGGCGUCACCCAGCCAUUUGUUGGCUCAGAUACUCUGUGUUUCUUGGCUCCCCGGGUGUGUGUUCCUGAGCCUUUUUCCUCRGAACCAGGAAGUCAAGUCAGCACUCAACGGAGAUACUUGUGGCRGGGAAAAGUUUCUCUGGCUUUCAAGAUUCCAAUUAGAAAGUGGAGAGGCAUUGUAGGAUCAGAUAAGUACAUUACCAGAUUUGGAACAUACGUGACGACUUGGAAGCAAAAGACACCAAAGGAUAAAAAGCAAACCCUGAGAAAAUACUUUUAGCCACUGAGAAUGGAAACUAGGCGCUAUUGRUAUCUCAAAAACCUGCCUGCCCCAAGCGCCUUAAAAGCACAGGAUAUUAAAUCUGUCGUUUUCCCUUUCUGGUAGUGAUCCUGUAGACUCUGUUGGAAAAUUCAGAUUUCUUUUAUUCUCCUGUUUUCAUACUAAACAUUCAUGGGAAGUUUGAUUUCUAUUUGUCCGAACUGACCUCCUGAUCUUCCAGAACAAACUUACUCCUUCCACAGUCUUCCUGUCAGUAUAUGUCAGAAAUGUGUUCAAGUCAAAUCCUUGGUGCUAUCUUCUGCCUCCCCUCUUCAGCACACAAGAUUCUAUUGGCUCUACCKCAGAAUAUACCCAGCAUCCUGGAUCUUCUGCAGCUUCUCUGCUGURUCCACUAAUCCAAGCUGCCAGCAUUUCCCAUCAGAUUGUUGGAAUAGAAGAUGAACAAACCCAUAACACCAUCAACGUAUGUGCGCUGCCUCAAUGCUGGCCUAAUUAGAAAGUUGUCAGAUUUUAUUGAUCCUCAAGAAGGAUGGAAGAAAUUAGCUAUAGCUAUUAAAAAACCAUCUGGUGAUGAUAGAUACAAUCAGUUUCACAUAAGGAGAUUUGAAGCAUUACUUCAAACUGGAAAAAGUCCCACUUGUGAAUUACUGUUUGACUGGGGUACCACAAAUUGCACAGUUGGUGAUCUUGUGGAUCUUUUGAUCCAAAAUGAGUUUUUUGCUCCUGCAAGUCUUUUGCUUCCAGAUGCUGUUCCCAAAACUGUUCAUGCUGUACCUUGUACAGAAGCUACAACAGUUCAGCAAAAACAGAUGCCUUUCUAUGGAAAAGACAGGACAUCUGUGAUACCUGUGCAGAAUCUUSAACAAAACCAUGUGCUACCUGACUCUUCAAGUCCAGAAAAUAAAAGUUUAGAAUUUAGUGAUACACGUUUUCAUAGUUUUUCAUUUUAUGAAUUGAAGAAUGUCACAAAUAAUUUUGAUGAACGGCCCAUUUCUGUUGGUGGCAAUAAAAUGGGAGAGGGAGGAUUUGGAGUUGUAUAUAAAGGCUAUGUGAACAACAMAGCAGUGGCAGUGAAGAAGUUGGCAGCUAUGGUAGACAUUAGUACUGAAGAAUUGAAAAAACAAUUUGAUCAAGAAAUAAAAGUAAUGGCAAAGUGUCAACAUGAAAAUUUGGUAGAACUACUUGGUUUCUCAAGUGAUGGCGAUGAUCUCUGCUUAGUAUACGUUUACAUGCCCAACGGUUCAUUGCUAGACAGACUGUGUUGCUUGGAUGGUACUCCACCACUUUCUUGGCACACAAGAUGCAGGAUUACUCAGGGUGCAGCUAAUGGAAUCAGUUUUUUACAUGAAAACCAUCAUAUUCAUAGAGAUAUUAAAAGUGCAAAUAUCUUACUAGAUGAAGACUUUACUGCCAAAAUAUCAGAUUUUGGACUUGCACGGGCCUCUGAGAAGUUUGCCCAGACAGUCAUGACUAGCAGAAUUGUGGGCACAACAGCUUAUAUGGCACCUGAAGCUUUACGAGGAGAAAUAACACCCAAAUCUGAUGUCUACAGCUUUGGUGUGGUUUUACUAGAAAUAAUCACUGGACUUCCAGCUGUGGAUGAACACCGUGAACCUCAGUUAUUACUAGAUAUUAAAGAAGAAAUUGAAGAUGAAGAAAAGACAAUUGAAGAUUAUAUUGAUGUAAAGAUGAAUGAUGUUGAUUCCACUUCAGUUGAAGCUAUGUACUCUAUUGCUAGUCAAUGUCUUCAUGAAAAGAAAAAUAAGAGACCAGACAUUAAGAAGGUCCAACAGCUGCUGCAAGAGAUGACAACUUCUUAAAACUGUAAAGGAAAGGACCCUAUAUAUAUAUAUAACAAUUUUUAAACUAUUUUUUUCUAAAUUCUCUUCUUUAUCUUUAACAAGACAUCAUGAUGCAAUGGUUAUUAAAGCAUACAUUGAACCUCCAACAUAUAGAACAAAUAAAAGUACAGUCACCAUAUCAACACUUAGCCCUGCCCACUUAGUAUUAACUUCAGUACACAUAAUAACCCCUGAAACAUCUCCUUUGAACACCACUAAACAUGAUUAGAAACUUUUUUUUCCCAUCUAUAACAUGGACUGAUAUCUCCUGCCUCCCUGGUAGGAAGUCGUGAAAAUCAACUGAUGCAGAAUAUGUACAAGCACUGUGUAAAUAUUGAGGUAAUAAUAUUUAAAGUUUACAGAUGUGAUUAUAAAAUUUUAUUACACUCAACUGUUUAUAGGCUCAUGUUCAUUUUAUACUAUUUUCAACAGUCAUUCACCACAAAUUAAAUAUUCCCUGAUGAUGCUGCCCUGAUGAUGUGGCUGUUAUUAGAUCAUAUUACAUGGCAAAGUUGAAGGGAUUUUGCAGAUGCAAUUAAGGCCCCUAGUGAGCUAACUAUAAGUAUUAAAAGGGGUACUGUUUGAAAUAGGUCUAAACAAGUCAAGUAAACCCUUCAGGAAGUAAGAGAGAUUCUCCUAUGGCUCUUGAAGAACUAAGUACCAUGUUAUGAGAGGGCAACAUUUCCAAAACUAAAACAUGUGCCUCUAGCACAUGAGAGCUAUUAGUCAGCAGGAAACAAAUGGGAACUCAGUUGUGCAACCACAUGGAACUGAAUUCUGCCACAACCUGAAAGAAUUUAGAAGAGUACUGCAUCUUCAGAUGAUACCACUGCUCCAGCUGACACCUAGAUUUUCACUGUGUGAGACCUUCAGAAUGUGGGCCUGUCUGAGUUACCUGGACUUUUGACAUGUAGAACUGUGAAAUAAUA
Urocitellus parryii (Arctic ground squirrel) is the source of this 3356-nucleotide messenger RNA. RefSeq names its product interleukin 1 receptor associated kinase 4 (gene Irak4). Gene Ontology annotation, biological process: signal transduction; protein phosphorylation. NCBI's taxonomy places the organism in Eukaryota, Metazoa, Chordata, Mammalia, Rodentia, Sciuridae. Gene Ontology annotation, molecular function: magnesium ion binding; protein serine/threonine kinase activity; ATP binding. The record is from RefSeq and is a predicted model, not a curated record.